Molecule: messenger RNA, 3196 nt
Organism: Exophiala xenobiotica
Lineage: Eukaryota; Fungi; Ascomycota; Eurotiomycetes; Chaetothyriales; Herpotrichiellaceae
Exons: 3
Coding region: 1772-3088 (438 amino acids)
Source: RefSeq, a predicted model, not a curated record
CGCAAAUAUGGCCUGACAAGGGUUUCUGAAGCAGGGUUUGUUGACAGAUUCCCCUUCCGUCUUUCCAGGCGACGGAAGAGCUGACUAUCCAGACGCCCACCAGAGGGCCCCAUGAUCGACAAAGAAUUGAGGCCAAAACCCCGCCGAUCACGGCAUCAUCAUUUGUUCGGCACACUGGUGCGUUCUGCAGGCGGGAUGCAUAGCCGACGGAUGUCUCGACCCUCGAUGGCUGCGACGUCGGGAAGAAAGAUAACAGAUGUAGACCUGCUAUGCGGCAUUGCGGUCCACGUCCGAAGUCCGAGCGAGGAUUGCCCAACAAUGAGUUAUGUUUGUUUGGACACGUCGCCUGCGUAGUGAAACUAGAGGUCCGGGGAUCCACGAAAAGAGAGACGAAACCGAAGCCGUGCGGAACAAUAUCUCCAGACUAGCCGACCUCCACAAUGACCUCUGAGCGCUGCCACAUUUUGGCGCUCCCUGCAGAGGUUCAGAUAGAGAUAUAUCGAUACCUGUUUGAGACUUUGAGAUAUCGAUUGACGGCAGCAAUGCGAAAUGCCUUCAAUGUGCAGUUUCAGUCUGCAGUUGUGCCUUCCCCUGGCAUGUCCUUUCCCCUGGCAUGUCCUCGAUGCUUGUCAUCAGCUUCGGGGCGAGGCUUUGCCUUAUCUCAUGUCCGCAACGACACUUCAAAUAUCCGGCACAUCGAUGGGAGCCGCUUGCCUUCCAACAAAAUAUAUCUCGACCAUACCUCGAGCUGUCAUCCUGGAUCCAGCAGCCUUCUCAAAGUCCACGACUUCCCUGGAACAGGUCCACAGCUUGAGGGCCCUGGAGCUCAGUAAUAUCACGAUUUGGUGCAAGUACCAUGACGAGUCCUAUCUUGAGAGCCCAGCCUUGCUCUUUUCAACCUGAAUAGAAUCGGUGUUCAGAUCACCCGGUUAUGCAACGAUAAGGCAAGAGCAUUCGAAGUACUGCUUGGCUGCCAGUAUGUGGCCUCUUCAUUGUCCGACAAGACCAUUCAUGCCGUAAUUGACGUGGACCGGAAAGUCGUACUCCACAAGUCCAAGGGGCCAGCUAUCCGAGAUAGAAAUGCCUGGGCUGGCUUUUACUGAUUGCCUGUGCCGUCGACGCUCUUGUUAGCACUCUCGAAGUGGCAGUGGCAAGCUGUCGAUCUCUUGUAUGCUUUGUUCUGCCGCUUCGCACUGUCAUUGGCUGGUGGUAGGAAGGUGUUCUCGUCCAGCCUGGGACUUAUUCAGAGCUCGAAGGACAUCGAUACCUUUAAGCCUAGAAUGUCAGCACCCCUCUUCAAGUGUUUGCUCAGGGACAGUGACCUGGAACGAGCUUUCAUCGUUUCAUCCCCUGACUACCCAAAUGUUGCAUACUUGGAGGUACCUGAGUGGGAAGACAAUCACAGAUCUGAUCUCGUUCCUCGGUAUUCAAUCAAGAGAGCAUGGAAUAAUGUGAGAACGCAAAGCCAGCCAGAUCUGAGCAGCGAAGGUUGAAAGAAUGCGUUCGGAGAAAGUGAGAGCUUGCAUAUAUGGGUAAGAUGGUGCGGUUGACCUACCUUUCUCGACUCACUUUACUGGAGGGCAUAUUUCACUUCCACCCUCCAUCUCUCACUUUCAACGGUCACCUCAACACAAACACCACUGUAUUUGCCUUCUCACUCUGUCUGGGAUCUUAUUGAGAACAUUUUCUGUCUUGUUCAGGCGUUCUACUUCCCUCCGACUGGCUCGACCCGCGGAAAUCCCUUCCUUUCUGAAUCACCAUCACCUCGUGGAUGAGACCAGUUUUCAAGAUGUCAAAUCACCUCAACAACAUGAAGAAUUCUCCUGUUUUGAAUCCUAGCACCGGACCAUCUGCUCCACCUGCGUUUGAUCAAGGCUUUCUCGACGCUUCAGACGACGAGGAUGGACAAAUGACUGACGCUCCGCUCACCAUCAACCCCUACCAGAUGCACCUACAGCCUCCUGUCAUCUACGAAGACGACGCUUUUCACGUCGAACGAGCCGCCACCUAUGAACUAUAUCUGCAAGCAAACUCUGUUCAAGUCCAGACUGUAUUUGCACCUGUUUUGCUGCCUCCACACCUAAACGACGACCUCACGACGGCUGCUCCAGUGCAGUCGAACGUCAAUCCCUAUUUCCACAGCCUCACUCCGAUCAACAUGCUUUCUCCAACCCUCGCGCCAGACGCUUACCUCCAGUCAGUGAUGACUCUGACUCCUCUGAUGUUGUCCCAGAACCAUCAACUGACGAACCAUCCAAUUCAAAACGCUCCCACACGAAAGAUAGCUGUCCCUGUCUCUGUUAUACAACGACUUGAAGGUCUCAGGCAGCAGCAAUGUACCAGAAGACCUUGUCACCGUCUUGAAACUCUGCCUGCCGAAAUCAGAUUGAUUAUUUAUGCCUAUGUCUUUAAAGGAGCAGAGCUUGAAGUCUCUCCCAGUCAUUUGACAAGAGGAAGAUGCAGUCCCAACGACUGGUUGUCUCCUUACAGACUGAUCACGAAAGUACACACAGACCUCAUACGAACGUCCAGAUUCUUCUUCCAUGAAGCACUACCAAGUCUCGUCAGAGCCACAACCCUCGAAGUCUGGUGGGUUCCAUCCCAACGAGGUGUUGACCCUCUACACUACCUCCCAGACGACUUCCUGUCGAUAAUUGAAACCAUCAAAGUCGAGUUCAAUGCUUUCGUCCACAUCAAACGUAUACGGCUUCCGAAGCUGAAGCAGGUGGACCUCUUUCAUGGAAUUGAUUCUCCUGGAGGAUUUGCCGAUGCUAUACACAUCAUGAACUGUCAGAAUUGUGGAGGAAUGCCGCUCAUUGUGAAGGAGUCGUUUGCGGGGUCUGUUUUCAGCUGGAAGUGGAAACAGAGGCAAUACGCCUACUUGGGCCGCCUGGAGGGCUUCACGGUCAAUAUGACCGCGGUCUGGGAGGUCUGGUGUCCUGUGCCUGGAAUGGCAAGAAUAGAGAUCUCCAUGAACUGCACCACCAAUGAGGUGGUCGGGACCCGAGCUUUCAUCGGGAGCCAGGAGGUCGGUACCAAAGACGGCGACCAGGCUGCCAAAGACUGGGCCACUUAUAGUGGUCUGUAGGCUCCUGGUUCGUCGUUGGAGGUGCCGGCCUCCUGGCGGAUGAUGUACGAAGAUAGCUGCUUGUUUUUUUGGUGGGCAUCGUUGUCAAUGAAAAGUGUGAACUCUGAA